Molecule: messenger RNA, 2811 nt
Organism: Procambarus clarkii (red swamp crayfish)
Lineage: Eukaryota; Metazoa; Arthropoda; Malacostraca; Decapoda; Cambaridae
Product: ovoinhibitor
Biological process (GO): multicellular organism development; cell differentiation
Molecular function (GO): protein binding
Source: RefSeq, a predicted model, not a curated record
GCCAUGGAUCCUAAAUUUACCAGUUCUGACGAUGUAAAGGUUUGACAGUACAAUGUGGAGCUCUGAAACGCUGUAUAGCUACUUGCCGACUUCAAAACAGAAAGGUGUUAUAUAUGCCAGAACAUAAAGAUGAAGUGAUAGCCAGGUGGUCCCAGAACGCAACGCACGAGCGAUGGUACGCCUGGUGACGCCCUUCGCCACCCUGGUGUUGGUGACGCUGGCGGUGGCAAGUCCCCAGAGGCCAACGGAUCUUCUCCCGGAAAAACUGGAUAAACUCAAAGAAAUUUUCGAAGCCGUUACAAAUACAGGAGGAGGAGGAGGCGACUGUCCGGACGAUUGCCCGGAUACCGUCAAGCCCGUUUGUGGUUCCAACAGUGUCCUGUACCGCAAUGACUGUUCCCUCGCCAGGGUCGCCUGCAGGGACCCGACUCUCUCUAAGCGCAACGAUGGACCUUGCUUUGCUACGCAGUCACCUCCGACCGGGUCUCGCCCAAGCGGCGGGUCGACGAUAAACGCUUCAACACAGUGUAGAGAGGAGUGCACGAAGAUAUACAUGCCGGUCUGCGGAACUGACGGCAGGACUUACAACAACAAGUGCAUCCUGGAGGCGGAGAGCUGCAAGUCCCGUAACUCUGGUGGGAGAGGCAUCGGGAUUGCUGCAGAAGGCGUUUGUAAAAACGACACUUGUCAAACCAACUGCGGGGACUCGUACCAGCCUGUGUGUGGCACCAAUGGUGUCACCUACAGUAACAGAUGCGAGCUGACAGCUGCAGCCUGUAGAAAUGCCACUAUCAGCCAACGAUCUGAGGGAGCCUGCCCACCGUCAACCUCCAGAGUGCAUUCCGUCACCGUCAGUUCAGUUCAGGUUCCUCCUAUUCCAUCCGCUCCUGUGACGACCGGCCCGGACUGCCCGGAUACAUGCAACCCAGGAUUCCGGCCUGUGUGUGGCUCGGACGGUCAGGUAUACGGUUCGGAAUGCAAGCUGAAUCUGGCCCGAUGCAAGAACAGCAACCCGUCGCUAGUCAAGAAGAAUGACGGAGUCUGCACCAAGGAUUGUAGUAUCGUCUGCUACGAGGAUGAUGAACCUGUCUGUGGCAGCAACAAAGUUACUUACAUCAACGACUGCUUCCUGGCCGUUGCUCGCUGCAAGGAUCGUUCCAUCUCCAAGGUUUCCAACGGCGCAUGCAACACCACAGUGCGACCCGUGUGCGCGCUACAGUGUGACGAGGUGUCCAACCCCGUGUGUGGCAGUGACGGAGGCACUUAUAACAACAACUGCCAGCUACUGGCCGCCAGCUGCUACUACAGGGGACUCAUCAAGCUCUAUGACGGCCGCUGUAAAGCUAACAGCAAGUGAAACAGCACUCUGCAAGGGCUUCAACACCGGAGCACCUCCUCCGAGCAACACCCCCAGCACAGUAUUCUAGCAACCUCCAGUUCAGCAUCCUAGCAACCUUCAGUCACAGCAUCCUAGCAACAUACAGCACAUUUUCCUAGCAUGAUCCCUUAAGCAAAAUUCUGCUGUGCUGUCAGUCUCAACCCUCAGUACAGCUUUCAUUAUGUCGCAUGAUUAUUGUUGCUCUCUAGACUUGGCCUCUUUCUCCUUGUAUUGAAUAAUCGUAGAUGUAGAUUGUAGACACCUCAUUCUUCUUCGCAUAGGAUAAUCGUAGAUUUAGAUCAAAGACACACCGCUUUCUCUUCGUAUAGGAUAAUCGUAGAUUUAGAUCGUAGACACACCCAUUCUUUUAAUAUAAGAUAAUCGUUGAUUUAAAUCGUUAAGUUUGUAUUACUCUCAAAACGUCACUCGUUCCUGUUAGUGUGCGACCUAAUAUAUUUAUCUCAGUUUUUAUAAAUAGUUAUGUUUACCCUCAAAAUUAUUUGUUUUUAAAUAUAUCAUCAUUGUGCCAGCCAAUUUCUAUCAUGUUCUGUCUGCCUGUCACACACAGUGUCUCUGCCUGUCUAAAAUAUCUACCUACUUGUCUGUCUCUUUCUGUCUCCCCCCCUUCCUCUUGAUACAACACCAGGAGACUAGAUAAUAAUCCCCUCCCUCUACGUUCAUUCCAAGAGCCAGAUCCGCCAUUCUGUGACUUCUUCUGUGCAGACAGCAAGAGGGACCUCGUCUGCGGCAGCGACGGCAGCACCUACCACAACCACUGCGCCCUGAUCGUCAGCGCCUGCCGCAGGGGUCAGCAGGUUGUUAAGAUCGGCAGCGGCCCUUGUCCCAGGAGUAUCAAAUUGGGUGAUUCCAUGUGGACACUCAAAAGGCGUUCGGAUCUUGGCUACAGACCGGCCUCUGUUAGGCAUCAAGGCGUUUGAAAUUGGUCAGUGUUCGAACGUUUGUCUUGCAUUCGAACGCUUGAUUCGGAUGUUCCUCGUGUGUUUGAUCAAUAGAUAUACAGGUGUCUGGCUGUCGUUGUAACGUUAGGUAAUGACAUUAAAUGCAUUCGAACGUUAUAUACAAGCGUUCGAACGUUAGAUACAGGCAUUCGAACGUUAGAUACAGGCAUUCGAACGUUAGAUACAUGCUUUCGAACGUUAGAUACUUUCAACUGGGAUUCGAACGCUAAAUACAGACGAUUAUCUGGCGUUCGGGAUGUUAGAUGACAGUGUUCGUUUCAAGUUGGAACUCUUAGCGAGGAGGCACCUAAGAUUAUCACAGCGGGUGUGAGGACUACUUAACUCUUAUGACUUACGAUGAGGAAAUAUAUUAACCGAGAAUGAAAUAGAAACGCGUUUAAAAAAGACCAAAAAAUCUGAAUAACGAUGUCAAACCUUAAGUUUUAUCGAAGGAAUAAAGAUCAUACAAGUAAA